Motacilla alba alba is the source of this 5770-nucleotide messenger RNA. RefSeq names its product solute carrier family 35 member B3 (gene SLC35B3). The transcript is spliced from 10 exons. The record is from RefSeq and is a predicted model, not a curated record. Gene Ontology annotation, biological process: transmembrane transport. The coding region runs from base 34 to 1503 and encodes 489 amino acids. Gene Ontology annotation, molecular function: 3'-phosphoadenosine 5'-phosphosulfate transmembrane transporter activity. NCBI's taxonomy places the organism in Eukaryota, Metazoa, Chordata, Aves, Passeriformes, Motacillidae. Gene Ontology annotation, cellular component: endoplasmic reticulum membrane; Golgi membrane.
GUAGCGGAACGCCGAGCGAGCGGCGCCGCGCCGAUGCGCUCGCUGCUCGCGCCGGGCCCUGGCGCCUCCCGGCCGCCACUUCCGCCGGCGCGGGCCCGCGGGAGGCGGCGAUCCCGGCGGGCGGGCGGGACGCGCUGGCGGGGGGCGGCCGGCCGGAGCCGCCGUGCCCCUCCUUGCCCGCCGGACAGGUACGGGGCGGGACCGCUCCCCGCUCCUUCCCUCCCUCCCUCCCUCAGUGACGGGGGGCGAGCGGGAAGGAGGCGGGGUCGCUUCCUGCGAAGCGUCGCCCGGCAUCAGGGGGCCAUGGGCGCGACGCUUUCUGACAGAAAACACACAGAAGAAGAAAAGCGGGCAGAAGACACCAACAGCCCCGAAUGCAGCGAACCAGGAACCAUGGAUCUGAAAUUCACUUCAUCGAGAAAAUACAUUUCCAUCAGUGUACCUUCCAAAUCUCAAGCUAUGUCUCCCCAUAUCAAAUCAGUAGAUGAUGUUGUAGUUCUUGGUAUGAAUCUCAGCAAAUUUAGCAAACCUACUCAAUUUUUCAUCUGUGUUUCUGGAGUUUUUAUGUUUUAUCUAAUCUAUGGAUAUUUACAGGAAUUGAUAUUUUCAGUGGAAGGUUUUAAACCUUUUGGUUGGUACCUCACUUUAGUGCAAUUUGGAUUUUAUUCCAUUUUUGGACUAAUAGAAUUGCAGUUGAUUCAGGACAAAAGAAGAAGAAUUCCUGGCAAAACCUACAUGAUAAUAGCAUUUUUGACAGUGGGAACUAUGGGUUUGUCAAAUACCUCUUUAGGAUAUCUGAAUUACCCUACUCAAGUCAUCUUCAAGUGCUGUAAGCUGAUUCCAGUUAUGAUAGGUGGGGUUUUUAUACAAGGAAAACGUUACAAUAUUAUAGAUGUGUCUGCUGCCCUAUGUAUGAGCCUUGGAUUAAUAUGGUUUACUUUAGCUGACAGCACAGUUGCACCAAACUUCAACUUGACAGGUGUGAUCCUAAUAUCCCUUGCCCUCUGCGCAGAUGCAGUAAUAGGAAAUGUACAGGAAAAAGCUAUGAAGUUGCACAAUGGUUCUAAUUCAGAAAUGGUUUUGUAUUCCUAUUCAAUAGGGUUUGUGUAUAUUUUAUUUGGAUUAACAUGCACUAGUGGAUUAAGCCCUGCAGUAACAUUUUGCUCAAAGCAUCCAGUUCAGACUUAUGGUUAUGCAUUCCUUUUCUCCUUGACUGGGUAUUUUGGCAUAUCCUUUGUUCUAGCUUUGAUUAAAAUCUUUGGUGCCCUUCUCGCUGUAACAGUAACAACAGGAAGAAAAGCAAUGUCCAUUGUGCUGUCUUUUUUGUUCUUUGCAAAGCCAUUCACAUUACAGUACGUGUGGUCAGGCUUACUGGUUGUUCUUGGUAUAUUUCUUAAUGUUUACAGUAAGAAUAUGGACAAAAUCAAACUGCCUUCACUGCUUGGUCUUUGGAAAAAAAGUGUGGAAGAAAGAAAAUCAAGGACGUUGUCACAAACUGUAUAGACAGUGGUUCAUGCCUUGUCUAGAUUUUGACUCACUAUUUUAUUGGAACAUCUUCAACUGAUUCACUUUCCAAAGGGAAUGUUAUUAAAACCAAAGGAGCUGAAGGCAUAUUGUCUGCUUGCAGAUUGCUAUAAAUGCACACUUUCAUGAGCCCUUUCUUCAGAGCACUUGAAUUCAUCACAAACGGUGUUGUAGGCCAUUGUCAGAUGGUUUUAUCAGCAAUGAAGGACAGCAGCUCCUGGCAAACUGCUGAGAAGCUGCACUCAAGUGGGACACAGUAGAAGAUUAGUUUUGGGCAUUUUAAUAAUAUUCGCCAUGUGGCUGAUCUGAAAUUAGUGAUUCUUUGUUAACUGUUUAGGUGGGUAAUUUAAAUGUAAUACUGUACUAAUCACCAACUGGUUGACCAAAUUGUGAAUUUAAAGGUGGAAGGUUUAGAAUACAGUAUGUUGUCACUCUUUUACAUUUUAAAUAAAAAUGUUGGGGUUUGUUUAAAUUAUUGUUUAGAUCAUCACAGAACUUGAUAUUUAUUGUAAUAGUUGAAAUUUUUAUUGAAAUCCUAGUGUUACUCUAUUUGAGUAUUGCUUGCAAGUCACAAAACUGAGAUUGCGUUUAUGCAGUCAACACUCAUGCUUUUGCUAGGGGGAAAUGGGCUUUUAGGCCUGACAGGGGUGAGAUGGAAACAGUGGUGUAAGAAACUGUUAUUUGCUUAAUCUGUGGUGAAAUACUUAAUUUUUAGUGCCCUAUGGCCCUCUCUAUCAUUGUGGUAUAAAGAGACAUGGAAGUUCUCCUUAAAUUUCUAUAAUCAAAUCAAAAUUCUUCAAUUUCAGUAUUGGGGUAAAUAAUAACAGCAUCAGCUAAUGUGAUUGGAAUAUGUAUUAUGUCAGUCUGUGUGGUCUUAGUGAUGAAGUUAAGAGGAUUAGAGUACAGAUUACAGUUUUCUUUCUUCAGUGACAGGAGGAGACAAUGUGCUACCAGUCUGUCUUUUUCAUCAUGAAUUUAGGAAGACUAAGUCCAUUUAUCGCUCUUUCUUUUAUAGUCAACUUGCUUUUGAAUCACUUGCCAUCUCUUUCAUUUUAUAUAUUUAACAACAGCACUUUAAAAAUACUAAUCACCUUACCAAUCAUUGUUCUUACAUGGUCAUGGUUUUUUUGUUGUGUCCCUUAGAUGCAUCUUGGUGUAUGUUCUUUCAACUUAGACAAAAAUUAAUUAGAUAAUAGAAAUAUAUAGUCAGAAAGAACAUACAAAAAAUUAAAAAAUCUCACAGGAUGGCCUCCUGUCAAAAAUACUAGUUGAUGAAAAUAUUUGAGAUAUACAAAAUGUUUUUCAGACACUUAAAAAGAAUUGCUGUUCAAAGGAGCUUGUAAUCAAAGCACAGACACAAAAUGUGCCUUAAAAUUGUCUUAUUUGUUUGGUAGCUUGCAUAUGCCAUGUGAAAUAUGUUAUGGACUAGAGCAUGGAAUAACAGGCAGCUGAGCAUGAUUGGAAGAACAAGAGAAGAGCUGUGCUGACAUAACUGCACUGUUCCCAGCGCUGACACUUCUCUAGGGUGUCAGCAAAGCCUCUCAACACAUACAAACCCACUGUUGCCAACUCAGGAGAAUGUAUUGCAUGGAAGAGUUUUGGAUUUUAAAUUCCCAGCUGCUGCAUGAUUGAUUGUGUCCUGGAUGAGGUAGAGAGGUGAGAAUUUGAUGAACAGAUACACCUUGAAGGAGACAGAUGGCCUGCCAUGGCUGUCCAUUUUCAUGUUGCAGCCAAAGUUUUAUUUUAAGGUAUAAUAAAGCAUUCCAAUUACAGAUUUGGUGUAAGAGUGCAUUUGACCAAGUCAAGGGGAUUGAUACACUUCUUUCCCUGUAAUAUUUAUCAACUCUUACAUUCCCUUGCAUUCUUUUCACUAAAUGAAGUUGAUCUUUCCAGUGAGGUUAAGAUAAUUUUACAGUCCUCAUUCUGCCAGCUGUGAACUCUGCCUGUUGCUAAAUGUUAUUAAUCUUCAGGAAAACAAAUUAUGUGAAAGCUACAAUAUAUGCAGAAAGUCAUAGUAAAUAUAACUCAUUUGGCAUCUGUUUUAUUUAAAUAGGUGAGAAGUCACAAAGUUUCUGGCUAGAAUUCAAAUGUAGUAUGUAUGUUUCUGGAUGGUUAAUAUAAUCUAGUUUUGUCUCUACUGUCUCUCUUUGGAGAGAAUAGUAAUCACAAUAAUUCACCUUUUAAUUUAUUUUCUGUUGUAUACAGGACUGAGUUAAUGAGCUAUCGUUAGGGGAAGUUUUGAUUUAUUUUUUUAAUAAUUUUCUUAACUGUAGAAGUGUAUGUUUUGUUUUACUGGUGUACUUCAAAAUUAUUUUUAUAUACAAAUGGAUAUUGUAGGUUUACUAUUCAUAGCAUAGAUUUAAGAGUUAGCCCUUUAUUUUCAUAGGUGUGAGUCUAGUACUUGCCAAUCAACAAUAUGUGUGUUAAAGAAAAUGCACACACAAGUGAGAGUAGUUCAUAAUUUGCCACAUAUCAUGGUCUGUGCAGUUUCAUGCCUUCUUUAAGAAAACCUUCAUUUCAGUGAAUUGCUGUUUGUUGGGUUGUGGGGUUUUUUUAAUAAGCUUCAUAGUGCAUGCAAGUUAGAAAACCUUACAAACCUGCAAGUGUUCUUACUACAAAAUUUUGGGGUUGAGUCUUUUGUACUGUAUAUGUAUAUUGGUUUUGUGUUGUCUAUGAAAUAUGAAUAAGGGCUUGUCCACAAAGUACCUGUAAAUUAUUUAUUUUUUGUGUAAGAGCACUUAUAAUGGGGUAUUGGUUAACCCUUCCCAGUGCUGAAGGCUGGUCAUAGUAACUGUUGGAUUUUAUACUUCUUGUUUCCUGGGAUCUGCAGUAGGCAUGGUGAAACUAUAGGAAAAAAGCAAUCAAUUCUUUCACCAGAAAAUUUGUUAUCUAAAGAUAAUGUGAAUUAGUUGCUUCUUAUUCAUGUGCUACACAACUUAUUCCUCUCUAUAAAAAAAAAAAAAAUCUCUGAUGUAGGAAUUAGUUAUAACAGCAUUGAAAUGCUCAGUAAAAUUUAAGUCUGACCAGCAUCUCCAUUGAUGUCAGCAGUCUACCUUUGUGAUAACUGCUUCUGCCUCCUUUGGAUAGCUGAGGGAGCUCUGUUUUCCUAAAUCAACAUGCAUUUGCAGUUGCUUUCAUAUUACAUUUUUGCAUUUGUCUGGCACACUUCAGUAAUGAAAUAAUUGACUGUACAGUGGAUUUCUUCAGUAUUUCAGUACUUCAGUAUCAGCAAAACUGCUGAUUACACAGGUACUUGUGUGGGAAUACAAGUGUGAAAGAACUUAUGCCCUGCCCUCCAAACCUACAGUAUUUCCUGAUCUUGCAUUAAACUGUUUUUCUUCAUCUUGUUUUACAACUCCUGUGCUUUGGACUUACCAAACAUUUUAAGCUAAAGCUUGGGCUUUAUAUCAUUCCUACUUGUCUUCCCUACUUCCUUACUUGUCUUUCUUGCUUUUGGAUGUGAAAUCCUUUUUCAACAUGCUCUUUUUAUGCACUGUGGAUUGUUUCAGGUUUGUAUUCCUGCAUUUAAGGGCUUACAUCACACUGUUGCAGGUUAGUCACAUUUCAGAUUUUCUGUUUGAUAUCAUUUAUAACCAUCUGGGUGAUUAUUUUAAAUCCUUUACUCUCCAUGAAAAAAUCUUUCAUACUUCUCAUUAUUUUUGAUAAGGCCUUGAUGAGUGCACAUAUGAGUUAACUCCUUGACCUCAUUCCAUCUUCCAAGAAAAUCUCUCUUCUCCCUUGCCUGCCUGUGAGAACUAGAGGAAGAAGAGAUAAAUUAUUUCAAGUGCUCUUUUUUUUUCCUUUAAUAAGUGCCUUCCUCACUAACCUGGUAUGUCUUAAUUGUUUCUUUUAUUUCUGCCUCCCAUGCUCCCAGGCACAAACAAGCCCCUCUCUCAUGUUUGAAUGCUGCUUGUUCAAUCAUGGAAACUUUUUGAGUUGUUUACUGUUCUGAAGAGAGGUAUAAAAUUGCAUGUAUACUCUGGAGGGCAGGAAAUAAUAAGUAAACUUCACAAGUUAAGGAAGUAAUUAAAUGGAUUAAUACUUUUUUUUCUGGAGGGAUUUUAUAUAUGGUUUAGUUAAUAGCUCAGAAUUUGUUAGUGGAAGGGGUUUUCUUUUACAUUUUACCUGUUAAAAAGUCUUUAUAUUAAUUUUAAUAUUUAAUAUAAAACUCCUAAUGUUUCAGCUUUUAGAGAUUAAUUUCAGCCUUGCCUAUGAGGCAGAAAAGCCCUAUCUCCAUUCAGAAAUG